Messenger RNA from Hibiscus syriacus, 562 nucleotides. RefSeq names its product serine/threonine-protein kinase SAPK7-like. Lineage: Eukaryota; Viridiplantae; Streptophyta; Magnoliopsida; Malvales; Malvaceae. Gene Ontology annotation, biological process: intracellular signal transduction; protein phosphorylation. Gene Ontology annotation, cellular component: cytoplasm. The coding region runs from base 1 to 483 and encodes 160 amino acids. Gene Ontology annotation, molecular function: protein serine/threonine kinase activity; ATP binding. The record is from RefSeq and is a predicted model, not a curated record. The transcript is spliced from 3 exons.
AUGCUGGUGGGAGCAUACCCUUUUGAAGACCAAAAGGACCCUAGGAAUUUUCGGAAAACAAUUCAGAGAAUAAUGGGUGUUCAGUACAAAAUUCCAGACUAUGUUCAUAUAUCUCAAGAUUGCAAGAACCUGCUCUCACGCAUAUUUGUUGCACAUCCAUCCAGGAGGAUCACACUUAAGGAAAUAGAAAAACAUCCUUGGUUUUUGAAUAACUUGCCGAGAGAGCUAACAAACACAGCACAAGCUACUUAUUACCGAAGCGAUAACCCUACAUUUUCUCUUCAAAGUGUGGAUGAGAUAAUAAAAAUCGUGGAAGAGGCAAGAAGUCCACCUCCGGCAUCAGUGCCUGUCAAGGGCUUUGGUUGGGAACAAGACGAGGAUGAAGAAGAAGACAUCGACGAUGAAGUGAAAGAAGACGAUGAAGAAGAUGAAUACGAUAAGCGGGUCAAGGAAGUCCAUGCAAGUGGAGAAUUCCAAAUCUAGCAAGCAAUGCAACCUUCAUCCAACUGUUGUGAGAUUAUAGUCUUUCCAUUUAUGAUUGUAAGAUUGUUCAAUAGCCAAU